AUGCGGAGCCCCUCCUUUCUCUCCUGGCCGCUGCCCUCUUUGCUGCUAUUGCUGCUGCUGUCGCCGCCGUCCACCUGGGCCCAGGUGCUCCUCGCGGCUGCCCCCUUGGGGCCCAGUGGCGCCCCGACCUGCCCUGAGGAGUGUGAGUGUGCGCCGGGCGGCCAGGCCAACUGCUCGGCGCGCGCGCUACCCGCCGUGCCUGUAGGCCUGAGCUGGCGCGUGCGUGCGCUACUGCUGGACCACAACCGAGUGAGCGCGCUGCCGCCUGGCGCCUUCGCGGGCGCGGGCGCGCUGGUGCACCUAGACCUGCGCGAGAACGGGCUGCGUGCAGUGCACGCUCGCGCCUUCUGGGGCCUGGGCGCGCUGCUGCGGCUGGACCUCAGCUCCAACCAACUGGAGGCACUGGCGCCCGGCACCUUCGCGCCACUGCGCGCGCUGCGCGUCCUCUCGCUGGCGGGCAACCGCCUGGCGCACCUGGAGCCGGCGGCUUUGGGCACGCUCCCGCUGCUGAGCGGGCUGAACCUGCAGGACAACGCGCUGGCGGCGCUCGGGCCCGGCCUGCUGGCCACCCUGCCCGCCCUCGACUCACUCCGUCUGCGCGGCAACCCCUGGGCCUGUGGUUGCGCGCUGCGCCCGCUCUGCGGUUGGCUGCGCCGGCACCCGCGUCCCCCAGAGGAAGAGACCCUGUUCUGCGUGUUCCCGGGGCGCUUGACGCCCAGCCCUCUGACCGCCUUCACCGACGCCGCCUUCAGCCACUGCGCACAGCCACUAACCUUGCGAGACCUGGCUGUGAUCUACGUGCUGGGGCCCUUCUCCUUCCUCGCCAGCCUGGCCACCUGCCUGGUGCUGGGUUCCGUGCUCACCGCCUGCCGCAUCCGCCGCCGCGCUGCCGCCCGCCGCCCGCCCGGGAAACCACCGGACCCUAAGGCCUCCGCCCCGCCCCCGGACCCUGGGAGCCCCGCCACUGCCCAAGCCUGA
Molecule: messenger RNA, 978 nt
Organism: Loxodonta africana (African savanna elephant)
Lineage: Eukaryota; Metazoa; Chordata; Mammalia; Proboscidea; Elephantidae
Gene: LRRC26
Product: leucine rich repeat containing 26
Exons: 2
Coding region: 1-978 (325 amino acids)
Biological process (GO): toll-like receptor 4 signaling pathway; regulation of cytokine production involved in immune response
Cellular component (GO): extracellular matrix; lipopolysaccharide receptor complex
Molecular function (GO): lipopolysaccharide binding; protein binding
Source: RefSeq, a predicted model, not a curated record